AUGUGCGCGUAUCGAAUUCGCACGCAAAGCUCACUCAGAUCAGUUGAUGACCUCGUGUGCCGCAUUGCGUUGGUCUGUUUAGCCGUUGCCUGCCGCUGCCGCCGUUUAGCCCGACAUAGCGUGCUCCCCUUGACCAACCAGGCUUUGGAAGCCGGCUGUAGGAUGUCUUGGGUGCGCGGCAAGUCGGGCAACGGGCCAACCACCUUGCUCACUUCGAGGAGUGUUCCUGCUGAACUUUGGAGUGAAGAUGACGCGUGUUCCAGUCCGGAGAGAGGCUUCGUGCGUACGCUGAGUGCCGUCGCUCUGGACACGAUGGCACCAGUGCAACUGGAGGCUCUUCCGGCGCGGGCCAAGAAGUGGGCCGUGAAGCGCCGCUUUUGGAGUGUACUCUUGCUGACUGUUGCGGUGUUUCAGCCGCACUAG
This is a messenger RNA of Symbiodinium necroappetens, 423 nucleotides long. NCBI's taxonomy places the organism in Eukaryota, Dinophyceae, Suessiales, Symbiodiniaceae. The record is from the annotation of a GenBank genome assembly.